GGAAAGCAGAGAGCUGACGAGUUCUGGAAACGUCAUCUUCGACGAGAAGACAGUGCAGUGGCAGACUUUUUCGUGGGCCAACUGCAGUCCACCAUCAAGUGCACCAAAUGCAACAGUACUUCUUCAGCCUACGACCCCUUCUGGAUAUUGCAACUGGCCAUUCCUAAAAACCCCUCAGUGGAAAGAAGAAACCUGGUAGAAUGCCUAGACUUUUUCACUACCGCGGAACACCUUGACGGCUCUGAGAAAUUCUGUGCAAAAUGCAAGGAUAGAAUGAAGUCUACGAAGCAGAUCGAAAUCCAGAGAUUUCCUUUGAUUCUGGUGGUGCAAUUGAAGCGUUUCGACAUGAUAUACGGGUACGGGGAAAAGGACAACACCUUUGUCGAAUUUCCCAUGGAAUUGGUGGACAUGAAAAAGUACAGAUCAGCCACAGCAUUGGUGCCAAAGAAGUACGUGCUGUACGGAGUUGUGAAUCAUUUUGGAUCUCUGGACUGGGGCCAUUACACAGCCAUUGUCAAGCAUCCGAAACAAAAUGCCUGGUUUGAAUUUGACGAUUCUCGGGUGAUGAGUGUUGUCGACGCCGGAAAAGUCGUCCGAUCCGCGGCGUAUCUCCUGUUUUACGAAAGUGAAUCCGUUCGCCCGAAAGACGCGUUGCCCUCGUCGGGAAUGUCCCAGCAGACCGUGUCAACAGCAAGUAGCAGCAGCAAAACAACGAAACAGACCCCGUUGCCGCCGCAGGCGGGCAAAACGACCUCGAAUAAGAAAACGACAAUAGGGGUAGAAAUGGACCCCAAAGCUCAGAAUAAACGGGACUUGAAAAACAGACGAGUGCACGACCCCCUGUUGCAAGUGAACUAG
This is a messenger RNA of Notodromas monacha, 858 nucleotides long. NCBI's taxonomy places the organism in Eukaryota, Metazoa, Arthropoda, Ostracoda, Podocopida, Cyprididae. The record is from the annotation of a GenBank genome assembly.